CGUUUGCACUGCAUUCGCACCUGUCUGACCAACUCUCGUCGCACGCAACGCAACGCAACGCAACGCAAGUAGCAAACCACGACCCACCUGCUUCUCCUUCCCUCCCCUAUCCCUUCUCCUAGUCAGCCAGUCUCCCCAUCCCAACCCGCCGCCGCCUCUCCCGUCUCCGGCGCCCACAGCGCCAUUGUGACCGCGGGGCUCGCGGAGUCCCCCCACCAGGCUGGUCUAGGCCCCCUCCACUCGGAACGCCCGCGAGAGGCAGAGCGUGCGGCUGCGGGGACGCCAGCGUUCGUAGAUCGAUUGCCCGCCGAGCUUGUUCGCGAGGAGUCGUCAACGCUUUGCGGCGGCCAUGUCUGUGGAACUCGUCCUGUGGCUCUUCUCCUUCGCCUCCGUCAUGGUCCUCAUCGGCCUCACCGCGUACCAGCUUAUCUGUCUGUCAGAUUUGGAGUAUGAUUAUAUCAACCCAUAUGAUUCAUCAUCUCGCAUCAAUGCUGUGGUCCUGAUAGAAUACUCACUCCAAGGGGCCCUAUGUGCUUCUUUCCUCUUGACAUUGCAUUGGUUCCCGUUUCUAGUCAUGGCACCAGUGACAUACUACCAUGUGAAACUGUACUUGGCUCGGAAACAUCUUGUAGAUGUCACUGAAAUUUUUAGACAAUUAAGUGACGAGAAGAAGUACAGGAUGAUCAAGCUUGCCUUCUACUUCUGCCUAUUUAUUAUAACUAUUUACAGGCUUGUGAUGACAGCUGUGAUGCUGUUUAUUGAUGAGGACAUAAAUUUGGUAGAAACUAGGACUAUCUAGACUUUGCCACCAACUUGUCAUGGGGGAGCAGACUUGUAGUCUUGAAACACCAGGCUCAAAAGAACACUCAUGGUUGGAACCCGUGAGACCACAACUGAAUGCCAUGCCCCUGAGUUGUGAGAAAGAAGAUCAACCUGUGCCCAAUAGCUGGAGGAGCUAACCUGGUAUCUCAGAUCCUCAGUGUUUCAUUUCACCCAUAGGUUGUGAUGUACAAUGAAUUCUCAUAGUUUGGUCUGUCGAGACCAUGUUUGUAAAUUGGGCAGAGGCAAUUAAUUUUUUUGUGCAUUUCUAUGUACUUGCGUCCAAGUACUGUAUUCAUUUCAGCUCAACGUUGUUUGCACACAAUAUUGAUUGGGAAUAUAGUGUUCAUUUACCUAGAUAGGGCAUCUCCUAAAA
Messenger RNA from Sorghum bicolor (sorghum), 1195 nucleotides. RefSeq names its product protein cornichon homolog 1. The record is from RefSeq and is a predicted model, not a curated record. Gene Ontology annotation, biological process: vesicle-mediated transport. The coding region runs from base 350 to 799 and encodes 149 amino acids. NCBI's taxonomy places the organism in Eukaryota, Viridiplantae, Streptophyta, Magnoliopsida, Poales, Poaceae. The transcript has 5 exons.